UGAAGUACAAAGCAGGUAUAGCUGAUCUGAAAUGGCUUCUUUCGGGGACGGAAAAUACUUUAUCGAGAACGUCGAAACCAAACGCUACUUGUUCCAGGAUGGUGAAAAGCUCAAAGGUGAACGUGGCAGCGAAGGUGGCUGGUUAGCGAGCUCUGGCUUUGAAUCUCCAAAAUGUGUCGGAGCUGACGCCAACUACUACAACAGAGCUUAUUGGAAGUUUGUGCCUCAAGGCGAAGACAAGUACUUCAUCGAGAAUGUGGAAACCGAGCGCUAUUUGUUCCAAGACGGACCGAAGAUUGAGGGUGAUCGUGGCAGCGAAGGUGGUUGGUUAGCAAGCUCCGGAUUUGAAUCGCCAAAAUGUGUUGGUGCUGACGCUAACUACUACAACCGCGCUUACUGGAAACUGGAACCACAAGGCGAUGGCAAAUACUUCAUUGUCAAUGUUGAAACUCAACGUUAUCUCUUCCAAGACGGUCCUGAAAUCAAGGGUGAGCGUGGCAGCGAAGGUGGUUGGUUAGCAAAUUCUGGGUUUGAAUCUCCAAAAUGUGUCGGAGCUGACGCCAAUUACUACAACCGAGCUUAUUGGAAGAUCAUUAGUCAAUGAACUUCGUCUAUAAACACAUUUUAAACAAAAUUAACAUUAAUAUAGCGUGUUUAUCUUGCCCAUAUUUUAUACCUGUCAUAUGUUUUCAUUUAAUAUGUUAAUUAAUAAAUUGCCUAUCGAAGCGAUAAGUUUAUUUUAAAAGUUAUCAUUAAUUUUUGUCAUUCUCUGCUCUUACGCUGGAAUUAUUAAUAAAGUUUCU
Dendronephthya gigantea is the source of this 803-nucleotide messenger RNA. RefSeq lists its product as uncharacterized. Bases 32 to 604 code for a protein of 190 amino acids. Lineage: Eukaryota; Metazoa; Cnidaria; Anthozoa; Malacalcyonacea; Nephtheidae. The record is from RefSeq and is a predicted model, not a curated record. The transcript has a single exon.